Mercurialis annua (annual mercury) is the source of this 1210-nucleotide messenger RNA. Its product is annotated as protein RGF1 INDUCIBLE TRANSCRIPTION FACTOR 1-like. The record is from RefSeq and is a predicted model, not a curated record. The coding region runs from base 196 to 894 and encodes 232 amino acids. The transcript has 4 exons. NCBI's taxonomy places the organism in Eukaryota, Viridiplantae, Streptophyta, Magnoliopsida, Malpighiales, Euphorbiaceae.
AAAGAAUAGAAGAAGAAAGUAGAGUUCCUUAAGCAAAACGCAUCUAUUAUAUUGGGCAGAGGUUCGGAGUUAGGGUCGGCAGUAGACUUUUAUGCCAAAGAUAAGCACUGCCUUUCUCUUCCAUAUCACCCACCACUCUCUCUCUCUCUCUCUAAACUUACCCCCACUUCUCUCUCUAAAACCACCUCCAUUAUCAUGAUUAUCACCGUCAACGAUCAAGAACCCACUAACACUGUCAGAGAAAUCAAACCCAAAAGCAGAAGAAUCAUGGGCGGCGGAGGUCCGGAUGACGACGGCGAUGAUGUUUCCGGGGAGGAUAUAAAAUGGCCGCCGUGGUUACAGCCGCUUCUUGAAACGAGCUUCUUUGCUCAAUGUAAACUCCAUGCUGAUGCUCAUAAAAGUGAAUGCAAUAUGUAUUGCUUGGACUGCACGAAUGGCCCUCUUUGCUCUCUUUGUCUUUGUUAUCACAAAGACCAUAGAGCCAUUCAGAUAAGGAGAUCGUCGUACCAUGAUGUGAUAAGAGUGUCUGAAAUACAGAAAUAUAUGGAUAUAACAGGAGUUCAGACAUACAUUAUAAAUAGUGCUAGGAUUGUGUUCUUGAAUGAAAGGCCACAGCCUAGGCCUGGUAAAGGCGUCACUAAUACUUGCCAAGUUUGUGACCGCAGUCUUCUUGAUUCUUUCAAUUUCUGUUCUCUUGGUUGUAAGAUAGCUGGAACAUCAAAGAAGAAAAUGCGAAAAGAAAUUGAAGGAUCGGACACAAAUAGUAAAAACAAAAUCCAAAGCUUUACACCGUCAACGCCACCGCCAACCGCCGUGAGCUACAGAAGUGCCAAGAGGAGGAAAGGUGUGCCACACAGAUCUCCGAUGGGCGGUUUCAUCAUCCAAUACUAUUAAAUCUAACGGUCAGCCAGUGGCUCUCUGAUGAUGACUCACACCUGAGCUUUUCUGCCACGUGGCCGGUGUUUGUAUAUACAAACAAAAUAUGAAAUAAAACAAAUCAACAGAAUAUAUAUAUAUAUGUUGUAAUUAAAUCAUGAAAGGUUAAAAAAAAUAGGGGCUGGCUGGCUGGCUGUAGAAUAGAAGAAAUUGUAAUGUAGGCUUUGGAUAUAUGAUGCAAUAUGUACAUAUAGUAGAGUUGUUACAAACUUAUAUAAAUUAAUGUAUUGUGAAAAUUAAUGAAAUAUUAAGUACAAACGUUGUAUACUGCUAA